AUGGCCCUCCCGGUGGGCGUGGGGCACGGCCUGCCCCCUGAGUUUGCCCACCUCGCAGCAGCAGCAGCGGCCGCCGCCGCGCCCAACGGCGGCGGCCACGGCAGCGGCCGCCGCGGCUUCCGCCGCGGCUACGACGCCAACGGCGGCCCCGGCGCCCUGCCCUCCGCCGACGACUUCAGCAUCGACAGCCUGGUGGCGCUGGUGGGCGGCACCCCCGCCUCCCAGCCCAUCACCGACGCCGUCUACCAGGCCCUGUUCCAGCUGGACGGCCGCUCCUGCGCCCUGCUGCUCAAAGACCUGUCCAAGGCGGGCAUGCAGUUCAGGGCCACGGAGCUGUUUGACUGGAUCCGCGCGCUGGACGAGGGCCACCCGCUGCAGUCGCUGCUGGACGUCUACUCGUACACAGCCAUGAUCUCGCUCUGCAUCACCGAGCACGACGUGGACCGCGCGCUCAAGCUGGCCGGCGAGAUGAAGUCCAAGGGCAUCGAGCGCAAUGUGCACACCUACACGGCGCUCAUGAAUGUCUGCAUCAAGUGA
Molecule: messenger RNA, 537 nt
Organism: Chlorella variabilis
Lineage: Eukaryota; Viridiplantae; Chlorophyta; Trebouxiophyceae; Chlorellales; Chlorellaceae
Exons: 4
Coding region: 1-537 (178 amino acids)
Molecular function (GO): protein binding
Source: RefSeq, a predicted model, not a curated record